AUGGGCGAUAACAACACCGCCAAAGAUACGCCUGCCGCAGUAGGCAAGUCGGAGGAGCCGUCGAGGGAUGGCUCGGCCAGCUCUAUCGCGACCACUCCCGAGCCCGAGGCGGAGUCAUAUAGCGCCCAGGAGCAGCCCCAGCAGCAGCAGAAGCGCAAGGGUGGUCGUAAACCUAUCUAUGCCACGUCUGAGGAACGCAAGCAGCGCAAUCGCCAGGCCCAGGCUGCCUUCCGCGAGCGCCGCACCGAGUAUAUCAAGCAAUUGGAGAGCACCAUCAAGCAUCAUGAGGAGACGCUGCAGACCCUGCAGCAGAACCAUCGCAGUGCUGCAGAUGAAUGCCUGAUGCUUAGGUAUAAGAACUCCCUGCUGGAGCGGAUCCUGCUGGAGAAAGGCAUUGAUGUCCAGGCCGAGCUCCGUGCAAAGACGGGCAGCCCGCACUUGGGUCCUACCCGCGUGCCGCCCCCAGGAUCCGCCGUGCAGCCGCCAAUGCAAAGGGCCAUUAUGAAUCGGCACCAGCAGGCGCGCCGCUCGUUUGCAGGUUUCCCCCAGAAGGUUGAAGGCGUGCAGGGCUCGCCGCUCGCCCAACCCGACGGUUCAGUGCCAAACCAUUCACCACAUUCACAGCCUACUCCUGCUUCUCACUUGUCUUCUCCGUCCACUUCUGCCACGAAGUCGCCCAAUUUCAUUCCUACCAUUUCGCCCAAUAUCGGGCCAGUGUCUCAAUCGCAGCAGCAGCAGCAGCAGCAGCAACCACCGCCCCAACAACCACAACAGCAGCAGCAGCAACAGCAACUACGCCCACAGCCCGCUAGGUCACAGUACAACCCGCUUCCGCCCCAACGCCCCUCGUCUCUGAACACGCAAUUCUCGGUCGGCAGCGGCCUGCCAAGCGCGUCGUCGGUCAAUAGCGCUGCGGGGAACGGUAUUUCGGGGAACGCCAACGGGCCGUCCGCCUUUUACCCUUCACCGUUCCAAAGCCACAUGGACCAGCUCGAACAGGAAUACGAUGCGCAAGCCGACAUGAUCGACGACCGAGACGCCAGCGAACACUCGGCCUCCACCGCACCAUACCCGCCGCAGUUCCCGCCCAACAUGCAGCCGCAAGGCACACCGCAGCUCCAGGCCCAAGGAGCCGGGCAGAUGGCGCCACAGCCGUUCCAGGGCCAGGAUCACUACACGUCGCCACAAGCGCUGCAGCCGGCAGAUGGCCAGCACAGUGGCUAUGCGGUGUCGGGGAACAUAAAUCACGGCUUCGACCCUUACGAUCCAAUUCUCGACGCCGACCCAUUCGGACUCUCGGCUAGCAUGCACUUCCCGACGCAGUUCUCGUACCAGACAGGAUGA
Diplodia corticola is the source of this 1344-nucleotide messenger RNA. Its product is annotated as bzip transcription factor. The record is from RefSeq and is a predicted model, not a curated record. The coding region runs from base 1 to 1344 and encodes 447 amino acids. NCBI's taxonomy places the organism in Eukaryota, Fungi, Ascomycota, Dothideomycetes, Botryosphaeriales, Botryosphaeriaceae. Gene Ontology annotation, molecular function: DNA-binding transcription activator activity, RNA polymerase II-specific; transcription cis-regulatory region binding. Gene Ontology annotation, cellular component: RNA polymerase II transcription regulator complex. The transcript is spliced from 4 exons.